CCACUCCUUCCACAAAAAUGGCUACCUUAGACAACCAACAGACCUGGCUUCUCCCAGAAAACAGCACUGACUGCUCCCUGGGCCUCUGCACCAUCUCGUGCCCUCAAUGGUGCUACGAUCUCUUCACUCCCCCUCCCCCCUUUUCCCUCUCCACCAACUUCAAAGACCGCACAACCGCCUUCUCCCCUCUCUUCAUCGCCAUCAUCGGCAUCCUCGCUACUGUCCUCCUCCUCUUCACCUACUACACACUUGUCACCAAGCUCUGCGGUUCCUUAUGGUUCCAGACAAAUAACUCCCACCACCACCCCAACCCUAACGGCAACCAUGAAGAAGAAGAAGAAGAAGAAACCGACGGAGAGUACUAUCACCACGAAAGCUGGCAUCUUUCUUCUUCAAACGGGCUCGAUGAGGCGUUCAUCAGAAAGAUCACAGUUUGCAGGUACAGGAAAGCGGAAGGGCUCGUGGAGGGCACGGAAUGCUCUGUUUGUCUGUCAGAGUUCAUAGAAGAUGAAAGCCUUCGUCUUCUUCCUAAAUGCUGCCAUGCCUUUCAUCUUCAGUGCAUUGAUACAUGGCUAAAGUCUCACUCCAACUGCCCGCUCUGCCGAGUUAAUAUUCAGCCGCAGAGUCAAGUUUCAGAGGAGGAUUUCAGGGGAGAGAACAGAGCGGCUUCGGAUGCAGAACAUGAACUUGAUGCGGUUGUUAUUGAUAUAGAAGAUUUAGAUAUGGGGAACGAAGGGAGUAUGGUGAAGGAAUUUGAAGUGAUAGAGAUGGAAAAGGAUCGCCAUGGGGUUGUGCUCGGUGGGUCGGCGAGGUGCGGCAAAGGAGAACGUGGGAAGGGGAGAGGAGGAAGAAGCAGAGGUUUGCAUUGUGUUAUGAGCCCAAUUCGCAUGAAGAGAUCUCGAAGUUGGUUGGCGAGGCAGGGAAGGGGAAGGGGAAGGGGAAGGGGAAGGGGGAGGGGAUUGUUUCUUCCAGGUUGGGGAAUGGGUGCCAAAAUUUGUUAGGUUUAAUCACAUGUUUAUCUUCUGCUCGUAUAGAAGAAAUACU
Molecule: messenger RNA, 1044 nt
Organism: Phalaenopsis equestris
Lineage: Eukaryota; Viridiplantae; Streptophyta; Magnoliopsida; Asparagales; Orchidaceae
Product: E3 ubiquitin-protein ligase Os04g0590900-like
Exons: 1
Coding region: 18-1001 (327 amino acids)
Biological process (GO): protein ubiquitination
Molecular function (GO): transferase activity
Source: RefSeq, a predicted model, not a curated record